GUGUCCGGUCCCGGGCCGCUGACCCGCAGGAUGUGCGCGGGCCCCGCGGUGCGGUUCGAGUACCGGCGGGGGCUGCGGCGGGACCACGAGCGUCCCGGCCCCGAGCCGUCGUUCGCGGAGCGGCUGCGGCAGCGGCUGCGGUCGGAGCCGGGGCUGCUGGCGGCGCUGCAGGACGACGCGGCCGUUCUGCUGUCCCGGGCGCUGCGGGGCCGCCCCGAGCCCGGCCCGGCGCUGCGGGGUUUGGCCGCCGCCUUCGAGCUGCUGGAGCGGGCGGCGCUCAACCUCUACCUGUAUCCCUGGCGCUCCGAGUUCCGCUCCAUACAGACGUUCUCCGGAGCCUACGUGCACGUGCUGCGGGCGGCGCUGCCCGAGGCCGAGCUGCUGCGGAGCCUGGCCCGGCUGGGCUACACGCGGCUGGACCAGCGCCGCCUCGCCGUGCGCCGCCCGCCGCCGGGAUCCCAGCUCAGCGCUGCCGCCUGCGGCUUCUUCGCCUGCCGGAUCGAGUGCGACAUCAUGGCCGAGCUGCUGCUGCGGCUGCAGCCAAAGCUGCCGAGCGUCGAGGAGCUGCUGGACGCGCGACGCAUCGCCGGGGACAUGGAGACCUGCGUGGAGAUGCUGCGGGAAGCGGCGCCGGGCCGGGACAACGACAGGGAGCGGUACGGGGAUGUACCGGGCUGCAGUGAGGAUCGCUGUCUGCAGAGGGCACACGGCCCUGAACGUGGUGGGGAGCGGGAUGUGAGUCCCCCAGCACUGAACAAGCUGCAGCGGGACCCUGCGGGACUGCAGGGCGUGCUCGGGAGGGACUGGGACGGCUGUGAACGCAGCGAGCUCCGGCAGGAGCUGCUCCCCUGCCCUGCUGCUCCAGACCCUUCCUCCUCUGGCUUCUUGCUGCAGCAGGAGCAGGGGGAGCUGGGCAGCAGCCCCCCGUUGCUCCCCGAGCUGCCCUCCUACCAGCUGCACUCGUGCCUGCAGCAGGGCUCGCUGCCCGCGUUCUGCUGCACCACCUGCCAGCAGCUGCACGCCGGGAGCUGCGCGGCCGGGCUGGCCUGUCGCAGCCGGCACCGCGGGCAGGAGCUGCGCAGUGAGCGGCAGCAGCGGCUGUGGCUGCAGCGCACGGAGGUGGACAUGCUGCUGGCUGACGGCACCAGCACCCGGCCAUAGUGGGCACAGCACGGCGGUGCGGGGAGCUGGGCCCUGCUCUGCUUCCUGCUGUAAGUGACUCGAUGCCUCCCAGUAAAGUGUGGCUGCAUCGUGA
This is a messenger RNA of Coturnix japonica (Japanese quail), 1255 nucleotides long. It is a transcript of the gene SPATA2L, whose product is annotated as spermatogenesis associated 2 like. The record is from RefSeq and is a predicted model, not a curated record. Lineage: Eukaryota; Metazoa; Chordata; Aves; Galliformes; Phasianidae. Gene Ontology annotation, cellular component: cytoplasm.